This is a messenger RNA of Papaver somniferum (opium poppy), 1199 nucleotides long. RefSeq lists its product as uncharacterized. The transcript has 3 exons. The record is from RefSeq and is a predicted model, not a curated record. Lineage: Eukaryota; Viridiplantae; Streptophyta; Magnoliopsida; Ranunculales; Papaveraceae. Bases 1 to 996 code for a protein of 331 amino acids.
AUGGUGGAGGUGGAGGUAUCAAAAACUCUUCCUUUUGGAUCUGAUUAUUUGGUAGAUGGUGUUAAAACAUGGAUAAAAUUCUCUUAUGCUCUACCGCCCUUCAAGAUUUGCCAAUUCUGUCGCUCUCUUGAUCACUCUAAGAACAGUUGCACACCAAAAAGGAGGGAUAUUCUAGCAUCAAAGAGUGCCCUAUCAACUUCCCAAUUGGUAAAUCCAGCUUUCAACUCUUCUGGUUUCAACCUCAAUGGGAAAAAACCUUCUACAAGUAAGCCUCCAACAAACCCAUUUGCUGCUCUUAGUCAUAUGGAGGAAGAUGUGGUAACCAACUACGAAAAGCAUGUGCGCACAAAGAAACCUAACUUUCAUCAGCCUGCUGACAAGUCUAAGACUAAGGAGGUGAUGAUUCAGGCCCAAACCGAGAUACCCAUUACUGACCCGAUAUACCCACCAGGUUUCGGCCCUUUCCCCAAAUACCCACAAAUCAUUUCAACUCAAAAUCCAAUUCUCGAGUCUCAGAAGAAGAAAUGGAAAAGAUCGAAAUCUAGAAAUUCUUCAGAAAAUCGUAUCCUGCAAGCUUCUUCUACACCCUCUGAUAAGCAAAAGAGAGAAGAUGAUCAUCUCCCCAAAAUCUCUCAGAAGAAACAGAAACAAGCUUCGACCCCAGCCUUAAUCCAAAUUGAUGAAACCAACCCAAACCCUAACUUUCCAAAAGAUCUUUCCCUAACCUUUCAAGAAGGCUCUACUGAUAAAACCCUAAUUUUGAACAAAAGAUCCAAGUCCAUUAAGUCUCAAAAGGCAGUCAAGGAUGCAAAGGGGAAGAGACUUGUAAGAGAUGCUGGAACUAAAGUGGUUGAAGAUGCUGCUUCUUUGCCUGCAAAUCAUUUGGAGAUUGGCGCUAGUCAGCUCCCUCAGGCGAGACUCUUGGUAGAAGAACAAGAGGAAUCAGAAGCCAUGGAAAAGAAGAAGGUGACUGCACAGCAGCUCAAGACGCUUUAGACUGGGCCACUCAGCUGCAAUGCAAAUCUUUCAAUCUUCUAGGAACCAAUCACGGCAUCAUGGAAGCUCUGAAAGGAAACAAAAGAAACACCAGCUGGAGAACAAAUGUCAGCAUAGAUAAUCUUAUUUUGUGUCUCAAAAACUUUGACACUAUCUUUUGUAAAACUAUUAAAUAUGGCUAUAUGCCUGACCUCCUAAAACUA